Exophiala spinifera is the source of this 891-nucleotide messenger RNA. RefSeq lists its product as uncharacterized. NCBI's taxonomy places the organism in Eukaryota, Fungi, Ascomycota, Eurotiomycetes, Chaetothyriales, Herpotrichiellaceae. Bases 1 to 891 code for a protein of 296 amino acids. The transcript has a single exon. The record is from RefSeq and is a predicted model, not a curated record.
AUGUCAUUCACCGCAAACUCCAAAGCUCCCCAGCCUCACCCGUCCCAAGCACCUCAGGAACCAAUCGGUCCCGUGGCGGCGGACUCUCUCGCGGCCGAGUCACUGGACAACUACGGAAAGUUCUCUGAAAACGAGCGCGCGGCUGCGUCGUCCGUGACGGGGUCCUCGUCGACGCUCAACACCACGGACACGUCCGGCGCCCGAGUCCUGCAGCCCGCUCCCGACAACACGACGCGCGAGAAGCAGAAUAUGUCGAGCCUCGGAGCGGACGAAAGGGGCCCGGCGGGCGUCAAGCUCGACGCGUUGGGCAAGCCUCAGUUCCCCGGUGGACAUGACGAGUCUGGAUACUUUGGCGGUCCUGGCGGCGGCGGCGGGGGUGCCAGUCGUGCCGCAGAAGGAGGAGGAGGAGUACCGGCCGGAGCGAGCGACUUUGGUGCAUCGACAUACGCAUCGGGGAGCAGGACGGGACCCGACCCCAACAUCAAGUCCUCUACCGGUGCGGGCGCCGGCGGUGGUGGUGGCAACUCAGGCAACUCGGACAACUCGGGCACCUCGGCGGGUGUCCGUCCCCACGUCGACCCGGCACCAACGUACACGGCCACCGUCACCGGCGCCGCGGUACCGCCGGGCACGUACAAGCCCAAAGGCACCAACAUCGAAGACGCAGACAAGACGGACGGCAUGCCCAAGACCAAGACCUUUGUGGGUGACGUGGGCGGACAACAUGACCCCGGGAGAUUGGCGGAGCGGGAUUUCGAGGCCAGAAACACCGGGCCCGUCGAGCGGAACACGUCGGCUGGGACCGCGGGUGGUGCCCAGAGACAGGCCGGGAGCGGCGCCGUCGGUGAAGAGGGUGGAAGUUUUGGCGUGUUGAACGGUGAGAGAGCAUGA